UUCAACGCCUUUGAUCUCAGUUCGAGUAGUGAAAAAUGGCGAUAUAUCCAUGGGAUUUUCUAAGCCGAUCUUCAUGGUUUUCCAUUAAUAAAGGCCUACUCUACAGUCCCCUCGUUCUAUCGCUUCUUAUCCUACUCUUCAUCAACGGCUUCCUCAAGUUCAAACAUCGUAGUCAUCGAAAUCCGCCUCCGUCACCGCCAAAACUACCAAUCAUCGGCAACCUCCAUCAGCUCGGCAGACUCCCUCACCGCUCCUUACGCUCUCUUUCCGACAAGUAUGGCCCUCUAAUGCUUCUAAAGCUCGGCCAGAUCCCAGCACUUGUGAUUUCAUCAGCUAAAAUCGUGGAAGAAAUGGUGAAGAAUCACGAUGUCGUUUUCUCGGAUCGACCAAGUAUGACAGCAGCAAAAAUCAUGCUUUACGGACGCUCGGACUUCUUUUUGGCACCAUAUGGCGAGUACUGGAGAACAGCUAGAAAGAUUUGUGUUUUAGAACUUUUAAGCCAAAAAAGGGUUCAAUCAUUUCGGUUCGUUCGAGAAGAAGAAGUUGCUUCGCUGAUCAACAGAAUACGCCAUGAAUGUUGCAAUGGAAGGUCAGUAAAUCUAAGUCAAAUGUUGCUUGAAACUUCACAUACUAUAUCUUCUAGAUGCAUUAUUGGGAAAAAAGCCAAAGAUGAUGGGAAUUUCGGAGUGUUUGCCAAAAGAUUCGUGAGAACAUUUUCGGAUUUUAGCUUCGGAGAUUUGUUCCCUGGUCUGGGAUGGCUUGAUGUUCUUACUGGACUUAUUGGACGCUUCAAAACAACCUUCAAUGAAAUGGAUGCUUUCCUUGAUUCAGUGAUUCAAGAGCAAAUUAAGAGUUCUGAAAGUAACAUACUAGACGAAGACCAUAGCAAGAAAGACCUUGUGCAAAUCCUCCUCCAUUUACUUCAGAAUGACCAAGAUACAAAGCUCACGAUGAACAACGUCAAAGCAAUUUUACUGGAUAUGUUCCUGGCGGGAACUGAAAGUACUGCAACAACAACAGAAUGGGCAAUGGCGGAGCUUUUGAAGAAUCCAAGAGUGUUGAAAAGGGUCCAAGAAGAGGUUCGAAGAGUGGUGAAUGUAAAAGGAAAAGUUGAAGAAGAUGAUAUCAACAAAAUGGAGUAUUUGAAAUGCAUCAUCAAAGAAACUCUAAGAAUACACCCUGCUGCUCCUCUGUUGGUGCCCCGUGAAACAUCGGCCAGAAUCAAACUGAAUGGCUAUGACAUCUUGCCUAAGACAAGAGUUCUCAUCAAUGCAUGGAUGAUCCAAAGGGAUCCACAGGUUUGGGAAAACCCAGAAGAGUUUAUCCCAGAGAGAUUUGAAAACAACACCAUUGAUUUCAGAGGUUCCAACUUUGAGUUCAUUCCAUUUGGUGUGGGAAGAAGGGGUUGCCCUGGGAUAUCAUUUGGGGUCUCUGUUCUUGAAUUUUUUAUUGCCAAUCUUUUGUAUUGGUUUGACUGGAAAUUGGCAGAUGACGCUGAUUGUGUGAGCUUAGACAUGACCGAAACCUUCUUUAUUGCAGCCUCUAAAAAGUUACCUCUCCAUCUUGUACCAAGUGCUUAUUGUAGUUGAUGUAUCUAGUU
Messenger RNA from Hibiscus syriacus, 1600 nucleotides. Its product is annotated as cytochrome P450 71A1-like. The record is from RefSeq and is a predicted model, not a curated record. The transcript has a single exon. Lineage: Eukaryota; Viridiplantae; Streptophyta; Magnoliopsida; Malvales; Malvaceae. Gene Ontology annotation, molecular function: oxidoreductase activity, acting on paired donors, with incorporation or reduction of molecular oxygen; heme binding; monooxygenase activity. The coding region runs from base 36 to 1589 and encodes 517 amino acids.